Molecule: messenger RNA, 4841 nt
Organism: Mercenaria mercenaria
Lineage: Eukaryota; Metazoa; Mollusca; Bivalvia; Venerida; Veneridae
Product: histone acetyltransferase type B catalytic subunit-like
Exons: 11
Coding region: 128-1354 (408 amino acids)
Biological process (GO): subtelomeric heterochromatin formation
Cellular component (GO): nucleus
Molecular function (GO): histone H4 acetyltransferase activity; histone binding
Source: RefSeq, a predicted model, not a curated record
UCAUUUUUGCAUACGACUACCAAGCGCACCUGUUGAUUCCGGAUAACGGUUCUGGUGAUUUAGACUACAUAAUCAAGGACAGAUAACUGGGUCCAAAAAAUAAUUGCGCAUUCGCGGGAAAUUGAACAUGGCAGGUGCUGGAAUGACCCUGAUGCACAAUAGGCUGGACGACUACAAAUGUGAUGCUAAUGAAGUUAUAACAUUCAAGCUAGUUCGCGAUGAGUCAGACUUGGAGAACAAUGAAGGAUUUCAUCCAGACAUGACCCAUCAGAUAUUUGGGGAACAGGAGAACAUAUUUGGCUACAAGGAGCUUGCCAUUCAGCUGUUCUACAGUGCUGCCAAACUGACCACAUAUGUAAAUAUCAAAUACACAGACAAAGUAACUCCAGAAAAAGAUGACGGAUUACAGCCAGAUGAUGUGAUCGGAGCACUGUCAAAGGAGAUGCCACCAGGAUACUACACUAACAUUGAUGAUUUCAGUGCCGCUCUGGCGAAAGAUGCAAAUUUCAAACCCUAUGGUGAACUUCUACAUUCUUACACAGUCGAUAAAGAUGGUAAAGAUAGGCAGUUUGAGAUUUACAAGACUGACAUAGACUGUCCCGGGUUCCGAGAAUAUCAUGAAAGACUCCAGACAUUUAUACUGUACUUCAUUGAUGCUGCAUCAUUCAUAGAUGUUGAUGAUGAAAGAUGGAGCUUUUAUUUACUAUUUGAAAAGUACAAGUGCAAUGGGAAUCCCAUGUAUGCAAUAGCUGGUUAUAUGACAGUGUAUAAUUAUUAUGCCUACCCAUGUAGAACACGGCCAAGAAUAAGUCAGGCUCUGGUAUUACCUCCCUUCCAGAAACAAGGGCAUGGAGCACAGUUACUGCAGACAUUCUACAAUGGUUGCUAUGGCAACUCUGAUAUUUUAGACAUCACAGUGGAAGAUCCGUCAGAAAACUUCCAGAGGUUACGAGACUUUGUUGAUGCAAGAAACUGUAUGAAGUUGAAAAGUUUUCAGCCUGAGAAGUUAUGCGAGGGAUUUGAUGAUGACAUGCAGCAUGAAGCCAGGCUCAAACUGAAGUUGAACCGUAAACAAACUAGAAGGAUAUAUGAAAUACUGCGCUUGAAGGCAACAAGCGAGGCAGAUAAAGAAAAGUUCCGACAGUAUAGACUGGAUAUCAAGAGACGGCUUAAUAUCCCUUUCCAGAAAAAUGGUCGAGACUUUGAAAAGCUACAGAAAGCAUUGAGACCAGAUGAAUUGUCAGCAACAUUAAGCUGUAUGUCCCUGGAACAAAGACAUCAGUAUCUAGAAAAGGCUUUUGAGGAACAAACAGAAGUGUAUAGACAUGUCAUAGAGAGACUUAAUAUGGUUUGAUAUUUACACUGAACAUCGGUGUAAUGUUUCAUCUGAAUCUGAAGAUAUGAUUGUGAGAAGUCAAAUUUGCAGAGAAAAAUUUGAAAUAAUCUGUGAAAAGAGAUCUGCUUCAGAACUUUGGCCAUAAUUGAUUUAUUGAAUGUAUUGUAUAUAGUCAAAUGAAAGUCUGCAGGAAAGACUGGAUUGCAUUUCCAGUUAAAAUAUUCAUGACUUGGAUAUAGUGUUAAUUGUCGAAGAGAAAUAUCAGAAAACUGUCUUACUUUUAAAGACAAAAAAAAUUGUACAAAGGUAUAAGAUACCCUGUAGACCAUUUGAGGUGAAGGGGAAAUGAAAUGAGCCACGCCAUGAGAAAACCAACAUAGUGGGUUUGCGACCAGCAUGGAUCCAGACCAGCCUGCGCAUCCGCGCAGUCUGGUCAGGAUCAAUGCUGUUCGCUGACGGUUUCUCUAAUUGCAAUAGGCUUUGAAAGCAAACAGCAUGGAUCCUCACCAGACUGCACAGAUGCGCAGGCUGGUCUGGAUCCAUGCUGGUCGCAAACCCACUAUUUUGGUUUUCUUAUGGCAUGGGUCAAAUGUUAUUGAUAUUGUUGUAAUCACCUCCUCAGAACUUGAAAAUGCUUAAAUGGCAAAGCUUUGGACUUGAAAGCUUACAUCAUUGGGUAUUUUACAUAGUUGCUUCAGUUAACACUUUAAAAUUUUUGUAUGCUUUCCUCUGCCUGUGCAGUGUUUGUUUCAGCAGUUUAUUACACUGACAUCUUUGUUAGUCAGAGAAAAAAAUUGCAGAAAAAGUGCUGUCCGAGGUAUUGGUAAACUUGGCUUGAAAGGCUGUUUUGCUUGAACAGUGUAACAAAUUGGAUUUAUGAUUAUCAUCCCUAGCUUUGAAUCCUUCCGGCAGGGAAAAACAAGGUGUAUAUAAAAGAAUAACAUUUGGCUCUUGCAUCUUGCAACAUCUUACUUGAUACAAAAUAUUCUGCAUUACAAGAAUUUAAGUACAAACUUCUUAUUUUCAUUUAGUGUCAAGAACAAAAUGAAAGGCAUGCUUUGUGUGAUUUUAUGAGUACAAGUAUUCAACAGUUAAUGUGAAAAAUACAUACAAAAUGUCAUCUCUGAAGACUUCCGCAUGACAUUGUGCUAAUAUAAGACAGAGUGCUAUUUUUAUUGAUAUUUUUUUUCAUUCUUGAAACCAAUCAUGUGUUCAUUUUUAGCUCGACUAUUCGAAGAAUAAGUAGAGCUAUCCUACUCACCACGGCGUCGGCGUUGGCGUCACACCCUGGUUAAGUUUUUCGUACCAGUCCACAUUUUGACAAAGUCUUUUGAGAUAAAGCUUUGAAACUUUCAACACUUGUUUACCAUCACCAUGUCCAGUUAUAGGCAAGAGUACAUAACUCUGUCAAGCAUUUUGACUGAAUUAUGGCCCCUUUUGACUUAGAAAUCUUGGUUAAGUUUUUCGUAUCAGUUCAUAUUUUGACUAAGUCUUUUGAGAUAAAGCUUUGAAACUUUCAACACUUGUUUACCAUCACCAUGUCCAGUUAUAGGCAAGAGUACAGAACUCUGUCAAGCAUUUUGACUGAAUUAUGGCCCUUUUGACUUAGAAAUGUUGGUUAAGUUUUUCGUACCAGUUCAUAUUUUGACAAAGUCUUUUGAGAUUAAGCUUUGAAACUUUCAACACUUGUUUACCAUCACCAUGUCCUGUUGUAGGCAAGAGUACAUAACUCCAUCAAGCAUUUUGGUUGAAUUAUGGCCCCUUUUUGACUUAGAAAUCUUGGUUAAGUUUUUCGUACCAGUCCACAUUUUGACAAAGUCUUUUGAGAUAAAGCUUUGAAACUUUCAACACUUGUUUACCAUCACAAUAUCCAGUUGUAGGCAAGAGUACAUAACUCCAUCAAGCAUUUUGACUGAAUUAUGGCCCCUUUUGACUUAGAAAUCUUGGUUAAGUUUUUCGUACCAGUUUAUAUUUUGUAUAAAGUGUUUGACAUAUGGCUUUGAAACUUUUAUAUCUAUUUCAGUAUAAUAGUCUCUAUCAAUAGGCAAGAGUAUGUAACUCUCUCGUCUUUUUUGGCUGAAUUAUGGCCCUUUUUGAACUUGGAAACUGGUUCUGUUUUGUAUAUAUGUCCAUGUUUUGUCAAGACUAUUUGACAUAUGUCUUUUAAACUUUAAACACUUGUUUAUCAUUAUGAUUUCCAUCUCUAGGCAAGAGUACAUAACUCUGACAACUAUUUUGACUGAAUUAUGGCCCUUUUUGGACUUUCAAAUUUGUUCAGUUUUUUUUACAAUGAAUGAGUUGGGUUUUACGGCGAAUCGACACAAAAAGGUCAUAUAUCGCCGAGUUUUUUUACAAGUCAGCAUUUUGUCAAAACUAUUUGAACUGUGGCUUUGAAACUUUUAACACUAGUUUAUCAACAUGAUUUCCAUCUGUAGGCAAGAAGACAUAACUCUGUCAACUAUUUUGACUGAAUUAUGGCCCUUUUUGGACUUGGAAAUUAGUUAAAUUUUUCAUAUAAAUCCAUGUUUUGCCUAACAUAUAACUUAACAUAUUUGCCAUCAUGGUCACACAUUGCCAUUUAGUGCAAGACUAAUCGAAAUCCACAAAUAAAGGAACAUUUUUUGUUUAAUCCAUUUUUUUGUUUAGUCUGAAAAUCUAUGGAAAUAUUUUGACCCCAUUCUUCAAUCAAUUCUUCGAAUAGUCGAGCGCGCUGUCAUCCGACAGCUCUUGUUUAGCUCACCUGUCACAAAGUGACAAGGUGAGCUUUUGUGAUCGUGCGGUGUCCGUCGUCCGUCCGUGCGUCCGUAAACUUUUGCUUGUGACCACUCUAGAGGUCACAUUUUUCAUGGGAUCUUUAUGAAAGUUGGUCAGAAUGUUCAUCUUGAUGAUAUCUAGGUCAAGUUCGAAACUGGGUCACGUGCCGUCAAAAUCUAGGUCAGUAGGUCUAAAAAUAGAAAAACCUUGUGACUUCUCUAGAGGCCAUAUAUUUCACAAGAUCUUCAUGAAAAUUGGUCAGAAUGUUCACCUUGAUGAUAUCUAGGUCAAGUUCGAAACUGGGUCACGUGGGGUCAAAAACUAGGUCAGUCGGUCUAAAAAUAGGAAAACCUUGUGACCUCUCUAGAGGCCAUUUUUCUCAAUGGAUCUUCAUGAAAAUUGGUCAGAAUGUUCAUCUUGAUGAUAUCUAGGUCAAGAUCGAAACUGGGUCACGUGGGGUUAAAAACUAGGUCAGUAGAUCUAAAAAUAGUAAAACCUUGUGACCUCUCUAGAGGCCAUAUUUUUCAAUGGAUCUUCAUGAAAAUUGGUCAGAAUUUUUUAUCUUGAUGAUAUCUAGGUCACAUGUGCUCAAAAACUAGGUCACUAUGUCAAAUAAUAGAAAUAACGACAUCAUACUCAGUUGAACACUGGGUCAUGUGGGGAUAGGUGAGCGAUUCAGGACCAUCAUGGUCCUCUUGUUUCUAUCAUGCCAUUAUUUAUGUGAAUGAAGAAUAAAUGUUUUUUUCUAUAA